UCAUUAGUUCCUCUCUUUGCCUUCUCCGUCACAGAAACCGGGCCCCACUUUCCUUCAGACACCGUUUUCCUCUAUUCCCUGUCGUUUCAUUCUAGAUUCUUUGAGUGCCACCGUCGUUUUUAUAUGUUCAUUAUUCAGUCAACGUGUUCCUUCCAUCAAUUCAAUUCAACUCAACUCUCUCUCGUUCAACAAGAACAAGCAAACCCUAAUUAACUAUAAUCCUCUUCCAUUCCCUAAUUAAUCACCUCAUACUCAGUGAAAUUUUGCUUCUUUUGCAGAACCCAGGUGGUUGCUGCUUCUGGGGUUUUCAAUUUCAAAUUCAAUCUUCACUUGAUAGAGAAAAUGGAAUUGUAAACGUUGAUGGAUGUUUUGUUUUCACCUCAACUGUGUCCUGAAGGUUCUUCUUCUUCUUCUUCCGACACUGACCCUUUGUUAAUGGCGCGACCAACUCACCAUGUGAUUGACAUAACCCCCAAUUCUCAAGCUUCUACUUCUGCUGCUGAUUCCUCUGUUGCCCAUGAUUUUGGUGGUUCUAGAUUGGUUGUUUCUUCUUCUGGGCCUUCAAAUGGGUCCAAUUCUAGGAUGAGAGUGAGGCAUGGAGAACAAAGGACGAUUAGGAGUCCGUUGAAUUCAGGGCUUUGGGUAUCGCUUGAGGCUGCCUUGACACUCAGCCAGAUUGUUGCUUCUGUUGUUGUUUUGUCGUUGUCGAGGCAUGAGCAUACGCGUGCUCCGUUGUUUGCUUGGAUUGUGGGUUAUGCUUCAGGGUGUGUUGCUACCCUUCCUCUACUUUUGUGGCGCUAUUGUUAUAAUAACUGUGUAAGGGAGCUGGAUUCAUCUCAAGCUUCUCCUAGGAUUCAUGAUACUUCAGGGACACUUCUUUCCAGUUCAAGGACAGAUGGAGGAGAAGAGGAUUGGUCUGCUGCUGCUGCAGCAUCCCACAGAAGCAACCUAGCUUCGUGGCUGAUGAAUCCGAGGCUGAAGCUACUUAUGGAAUACUUCAAAAUUUCGGUAGAUUGCUUUUUUGCAAUAUGGUUUGUUGUUGGAAAUGUAUGGAUCUUUGGGGGACAUUCAUCUGCUAGUGAAGCUCCAAACAUGUACAGGUUAUGUGUAGUGUUUCUUACUUUAAGCUGUAUCGGUUAUGCUAUGCCAUUCAUUCUAUGUGCAACAAUCUGCUGCUGUCUUCCUUGUUUAGUUUCCGUCCUUGGGAUUAGAGAGGUUCUGACAGAAACCCAUGGUGCAACCUCUGAAACCAUUAAUGCUUUACCAACUUACAAGUUCAAAAUGAAGAAAAAGAAAACCACGGAUGAAAGCAACUCAGCUGUUAGUGAAGGUGGAAUUGUGGCUAAAGGAACUGAAAAGGAACGAAUGGUCUCUAAAGAAGAUGCAGUUUGCUGCAUCUGCUUGGCGACGUAUGAAAAUAAUGAUGAGCUGAGAGAAUUGCCUUGUUCUCAUUUUUUCCACAAAGACUGUGUAGACAAGUGGUUAAAGAUAAAUGCAUCAUGUCCCCUUUGCAAGAGUGAGAUUGGUGAGAAUGUAACAGGAACAGUCUCUGGAGAACAUGCCACCCAACAAUAGGGUGAUAGGGAGGAUUGAGAUUGGCCUCAUCAUUACCUCAUAUUAAUACACCUUCUACCCGUUUGGAUGAAAACCAAAGAGCAUUUAUUGGAGCUUAUUUAAUGCAUUUUGUAGCAGAUAAGCUCCAAUAAACUCCAAUAAGCCAGUAUCCAAACAGACUCUUUGUAUAGUUUUGUUAAGUCUUUCCUGUGCUGCCCUCUCUCCUCCUUGGAUGGAUUGAUUCUGAGUUCAUUCCUUCCAUUCCAUAAAGUUGGCUGAUAUGUGGCAUAGCCUUCUGUAGUCUCGUUGUUAUGUAGCUGUCUGUUGCUGAGAUUGCAAGUGAAUGGAAAUCAUACUUGUGCAGAGGUUCUUGAUUCUCAUAUCUCACAAAGUUCAAGAAGAACUUCGGUGGGGAAGGAAACAAAAAAAGAGGAAAAGAAAAUGAAUGAUAGAAAUGAGAGUUCUAAAUGUUAAUCUGUGAAGAAUAUUUUGUAGCAAUGAUAAGGUUUGAAUAAUGAUGAUGAUGCUCAUACUGUAAAGGCACUUGUUUGUAUAGAUUAUAUUUAUUCGCUUA
Molecule: messenger RNA, 2128 nt
Organism: Lotus japonicus
Lineage: Eukaryota; Viridiplantae; Streptophyta; Magnoliopsida; Fabales; Fabaceae
Product: E3 ubiquitin-protein ligase At1g63170-like
Exons: 5
Coding region: 361-1575 (404 amino acids)
Molecular function (GO): zinc ion binding
Source: RefSeq, a predicted model, not a curated record